AUGAGUUUCGCUGGUCUUCAGAAACGUCUAAAAAAUAAGGCGGUGGCUACUACAACCACGAAUAGUACUCCUCCCUCCUCGGAUGCAAAAACUGAUAAUAUAGAGUCUUCUAGCAGCGUCUACGAUGUUGCCGCUCGCGAAGCGCGUGCGAACCAUGAGGAGCGCAAACGGCAGCGUUCCCCUCACGAUAAGGAAAACACGGCGUACAACCCCACUAUAAAUGAAAGAAAUGGGCCCGCCGAUAUGCUGUCCGACCACCCCUCCGUAGAAAAGGCAAGUUCAAAGACUCUAACAGAGACGGAAUUUUUGGAGCGACGGCACUUAGCCGAGGAAGUGGUGUUGCAAUGUGCAGAGGCCAUGUCACGGAAUAUGGAGUUAGCUGCCACCUCGAUAGAUAAAAUAGAUAUCAAAAAGGAAUCAGAGGUGUAUGACAUGAGUGGCUUGCCACUGCCACUGUGUCAAUUUCUUGAACAGCGCCUGCAACGUUCAUCGGAUGCAACUGCUAUGUUGAUUAGUACGUGUGAAGAGGAAGAACACAACCUUGUUUCUGCGCUGAGGAGCCCAAGCAACUUGCCCAUGUUGUUUCCUCCACAGGUUGAGGACUUUGUCACCACAUUGCGUACCCUCUGGCUUGCGUUGUGUUGGCAUUGGGUCAUGGCACUUCGGGGGAAAGAAGGGAACGAAGGGAAAGAAGUUAGCGAGAAUGGGUGGUCUUACAACGUCUACUUGCUCUCACGCCAUGCGCUGCCUAUUACUGUGCGCAACACACGAGGACGUGAUGUGGCGCUUGCCUUGCAAGCAUGGCAAGAGGCAUAUCGUGUGCGGCAAAACAUGCUUGACUUCCUCGCAUAUAUACUCCAUGAUAUGGGCGUGGUCUUGCGUUUUUCAGGGGAUGAUGCUUCAAAGGGUGACGAGAACUUGCGUAUUGUGCCGCCGAAAAUUGCGGACAGUAUCUUUUGUAUGGUGCAGCACUUACGCCGCCGGGACUUUACAACAGUUCGUCAGGCGUAUGUUGAACUUACGAUGGGAACAGCAAACUGGAAAUUGGGACUUUUUUCAGGUGGGGAAGUACACAUGCGGCGCUCCAUGGAGCGCAUCGAGCGUCGCCGCAUUGAGCACCUUCUUCACAAUGAAAGAGCCGUUCGCCUUUUGCAUGUGCUGCGGGAGUUGAUAGAAUUCGUACAGAAAAAUGAAGUCAUGUUGCUUCACACCGGCAUUUUUGCCAGGGAAAAGUCGAUGAAGGAGCACAGCCCAUGA
This is a messenger RNA of Trypanosoma cruzi, 1257 nucleotides long. RefSeq lists its product as uncharacterized. Gene Ontology annotation, cellular component: U2-type post-spliceosomal complex; U5 snRNP; U4/U6 x U5 tri-snRNP complex. Gene Ontology annotation, biological process: generation of catalytic spliceosome for second transesterification step; RNA splicing. Lineage: Eukaryota; Euglenozoa; Kinetoplastea; Trypanosomatida; Trypanosomatidae. The record is from RefSeq and is a predicted model, not a curated record. Bases 1 to 1257 code for a protein of 418 amino acids. The transcript has a single exon.